AUGGCCGUUCUGCAGAAGGAAAAUCGGCAUCGUGGACUGCGAGUUCCGUCGCUUUCCGCCUUCAAAUCUAAGAAAGCCGUCGACCACGAGUCAGCUCCAGCUCCCGCUCCUGUCUCUGCUGCUCCCGCGCCUCCAGCUCCCGUUGCUCCUCCUCAGUAUCCCGUCCGAACCGACUCUGCCCCCGUUCGACCUGCACGACCACAGAAUGACAAGGAACUGCCCCCGAGCCCACUGCCGUCUUUCCCUCCCGCAUCGGCGUCCCUAGGACCAGAGGAUAUCCACCCAGCAUUCAGAAACGAAAUCCCAGCUGCGCGGCACCACAACUAUGCGCCUCCUGCCAGAGCCCGCGAUGGAUUACCAGUCCAUAUCCCGACUCAGCAGACCCCUUCCAACUCAGUACCGCCAGAUGCAGGCGAUCCAUUAGAAGACUUCAUCCCUGAUCCCGAGCCUGAGCCUGAGCACGAACCGGAACUGGACGGUGCCAGUGGACGCCUCGGCUCUGUGUCGAGUGACGAGAACAAUGGGCCUUUCACCCCUCCUGAGAUCGAACCGGUCACAGUGCCUCUGAACCGAUUACAUUAUGCUUGUUUCCAGGAGCAUCGGAGCAUGAUGCCGGCCAACAAUGUCUGGUAUUCGCUGCCCUGCAUGGCCUGUCAGAAAUUCGACCGGGAGAUGCGCUACAGAUGUGUCUUUUGUUGCUUGCGCAUCUGCGCGGACUGUUAUCAAAGCUUGCAGAAGGUGCCGAAUCGCUCGCUGGCUCGAUUGAUGGAGACGACGCCUGCAAAUUCUUAA
This is a messenger RNA of Aspergillus udagawae, 792 nucleotides long. RefSeq lists its product as uncharacterized. Bases 1 to 792 code for a protein of 263 amino acids. The transcript has a single exon. NCBI's taxonomy places the organism in Eukaryota, Fungi, Ascomycota, Eurotiomycetes, Eurotiales, Aspergillaceae. The record is from RefSeq and is a predicted model, not a curated record.